Haemonchus placei is the source of this 681-nucleotide messenger RNA. NCBI's taxonomy places the organism in Eukaryota, Metazoa, Nematoda, Chromadorea, Rhabditida, Trichostrongylidae. The record is from the annotation of a GenBank genome assembly.
AUUAUAUUAUAUUAUAUUAUAUUAUAUUAUAUUAUAUUACAUUAUACAGUGGGUACCAUAAGUAUAGACGUACCCCUAAAAGGUUCAGCGAAUCAAACAAACGAUGGUCGCUACAACUUCGUUGCGACAAUUACGUUGAUUCAAGACGGCGGAAAAAAUAUUUUGGUGGACACAGGGCUUGGAACCGAUAUCAACGGCAGGAUGCAACUUAUGAAUGCUCUCGAGAAACAUGACCUGGUACCGCCUAACGUGGAUGUUGUCGUGACAACUCAUGGACAUCCCGAUCACGCUGGCGGAGUGCAUGACUUCCCGGAUGCAGUACAUUAUCAAGGAUGGUACAUUCAUCAUCACACUACUUUCAAUCUCAGCAGCCUAUUCGAGGGAGAUCGACACCCUCUUACGGAGAACGUUCAUCUUAUGAGAUCAGCUGGACAUUCAUCCGAUGAUGUUGCUGUUGUCGUCAAUGAUGAAAAGACAAUGGGAACAGUAAUAGUUGCAGGUGACACAUUCAUGAGACGUGAAGACCUCGAUUAUCCGAUGAUGUGGAAGCCAUUGAGUGCAAACGAGACGGAACAGGCGCGAUCAAGACGGAACCUGAUCUGUGAAGCGGCAUGGAUCAUUCCCGGUCACGGUUCACCGUUUCAAGUUACCCGACAAAUGCGUGUACAGUUUCGUUGUUGA